Messenger RNA from Notechis scutatus (mainland tiger snake), 1006 nucleotides. The record is from RefSeq and is a predicted model, not a curated record. NCBI's taxonomy places the organism in Eukaryota, Metazoa, Chordata, Lepidosauria, Squamata, Elapidae.
AGUAAAUCAUUGACAUUGGUUAAUAAUGUCCUAUAUAUUGUUUUCAGUAAUGGCUCCUUGGAUAAGACUGAGCUUAGCAAAGCCUCUCCCAACCAUCAGUGAAGCUUUUGAGGAUAUUCUAGAAGACAUAACAAGCAACACAAAUGGUUUUGGAAAUGUUUACAUGAAUCCAGAUUCUUGUUCAGUUGAAGACCACUGUCAAUCAAACUUCCAACUAGCAAGAUCUGCUUUUCUGGGACCUCUGGAGAUCAAGUUCCAAGACAAAGAGAGAUGCAGAAUGCUGCCCAAUCGUCAAACAAUCUUAAACCUGUCUGAGUCACCAAAAAUGGUUUCUAGAUGCACUCUUCCUAAAGUCUUGUCAUUACAACAGAACAGUUUCAUUCAUGAUUAUAUCAAAACCUACUCCACUUCAGGCAGGAAUGCAUUAGAAGACCUGUAUGAAGGAGCUCAGAAGACUUGUGGAUGGAAAUGUUCUGCUGGCAGUGAGAACAUAGGAACUGACAGCACACAGUCCAACUUUCACAGCACCUAUGUAGUUCCACCUCAAGAAAAAAUGAGCAAAAAACAACAUGUGACUAGCUUACCAAGAUACCCUUCUCCAAGACCAUCGCAAAGAGAAAAUGGUUGCCAGGAACAAAAAUAUAGUUGCAAUCAAGACAAGGUGCCAGCUUUGGAAAGCAGCUCUGAUCCAAACCCUCUUCCUGUUAAUAGUAAAUCCAUCUGGCUGCAUCCCACCAGAGAAGCACCCCUGAGUGCCAGGGAUUGGCGAUCUUCACAAAGAGGGCAGCAUAGUUUGAAGACAACAGGAUCUUCUGAAAAAGAGCGUCUGAAGUCUUCCACUCAUAAACAAUCUCUGAAGGGAGAGGCAGAUAACAGAAAUAGCUGGGUGGAAUAUUUCCAUAUUGAUAAGAAAAACACAGGUCGUGAUUGGAUAGCAGAAUACCAAAGUGCUUGGAAAGAAGCCAAGGUUAGAGCAUGCCUACUCCCUGCCAUAGAAGAGUCAUAG